Aspergillus tanneri is the source of this 867-nucleotide messenger RNA. RefSeq names its product cupredoxin domain-containing protein. The record is from RefSeq and is a predicted model, not a curated record. The transcript has 2 exons. Bases 1 to 867 code for a protein of 288 amino acids. Lineage: Eukaryota; Fungi; Ascomycota; Eurotiomycetes; Eurotiales; Aspergillaceae.
AUGAUUGCCUCCGCUGCAAUACUCGGCCUUUUCGCCCUUCAAGCAAUAUCAGCUCACAUUGAUAGCAUCAGCCAAAGCUUCACCAUCGAUUCUGAGGACACAGACAGUCAGACCAUACACCAUGUUACCGUUGGACAUGAAAAUGCCCCUGUGUUUGUGCCGAGUCGACUUAACGCCAAUGUUGGUGACAAAAUCCAGUUCAAAUUCGGCAGCGUCAACCAUACCUUGACAGAAUCAAGCCUGGAAAAUCCGUGUACACCUGUCAGUAAAUUUGAUACUGGAUUUAACCAGUUCAACCCACAAGAUAGGAGUGAUCCUAUCUUAACUAUUACGGUCAAUUCUCUGGAACCGCGAUGGUUUUUCUGCAGGCAGAAUAACCCGUUUUCACACUGCCACAAGGGCAUGGUGUUUGCUCUCAACCCUGGUGAUGAGAUGAAAGACUUCCUUGAUAAUGCAAAAAGAGAUAGCAGUGGUAGCAGUGCUUUUGCCUAUCCCACCCCCUCAACCCCUGUUUCCAACUCUGUCAGGUUUACACGGGUCAGCGCUCACUCCACAUCAGCAACAGUUGACUCUUCUCUCGCUGGUUCCACUGUUGGGAGCUACUCUCGUAGCUCUGUUGCUACCCAUGCCUCUAUCUCAGCCUCUACAUCUGCUGCUACUAUAUCUUCUUCCAGUCUUAUUUCCGUCAUCCCAAUUAAAGUAGUGACCAUAACAGAAACUGCCACCUGUUCAGCAACCCCGAGAGCAAUGUCUGUCAAACGCACAAACUCUACCUCUGAUGUUGCUUUUAAGGGAACUGGAUAUACAGCUGUUGUCCCUACCGCCACCCUUUUUGCUCUGUUGUUUUCAGCAAUUUUGUUUCUCUAG